Molecule: messenger RNA, 825 nt
Organism: Pyrenophora tritici-repentis Pt-1C-BFP
Lineage: Eukaryota; Fungi; Ascomycota; Dothideomycetes; Pleosporales; Pleosporaceae
Source: RefSeq, a predicted model, not a curated record
AUGCCAUCCGUAGGUCGUGUCGCUCUCCCUUUUGGUACGAAUCAAACCAUGCGAUAUCAUGCACAUACACUUGGUGAGGAGCUCAGAACUCUAGAAAUUGACGUUGAUAUGCAUAGCGACAAUAUCUCGCGUGUCUUGCUAGACACUGUUAGCGUUGUCGGCGCUAUCUUCGAAGCCCACUAUAAGAUGCUAGCCGCGAUGUACCAACCUACCAAAUCCGACUCGAUCUUAUACAAAAUUGCCCUGCCAGAAGGUAUUAUCGACGGUGACGCCCCUUACCUUUCUGCUGAAACGGUCGGCCUAGAUUGUGGAACUGUACCCACUGUACUAGUCGACGAGGAGCCGUUCCUUACAGCAAUGCAAGAACUUGCAUUAUCUGGCGACGUCAUGCUCCUAGUCACACAUCUGGAACAACAAAGAACCUUCUAUCACCAGGCUGUGCGCGCGUUGUUUCGCUUGAAUGAGUUUAAGGUCCAUUGGAACUUAAGGCUAGUCAACCUAAGUAACCCUGAGAUUGUCCGACAGAUCCGCAUAGGUCUUGGCUUCCUAGCACUCAACCUUGUCCUUUGCCCUUCCAACACUCAAUUAAGUGUGUAUCUAGUAGUAGCGAGCGAAGAGGCGAAAGCAAUGUCUGGUAUCCUCGAAGUUUCUGAGAUCGAGCAGGAAAGCGAGUACGAGCGGAUGUUGUUUACUCUUCUCCACCAUUGGCACUUACGUUUACACAACGAUAAGCCACUCUGUAGUGAGAAAAGGAAUACAGUGAGCUUUCCGGGCUACCAUGCGACACUGAAUGCCCGACUUAGUCUUACAAUAGUUUCAGCCUAA